AUGGCAGAUAAUUAUGAGGGGACUCUGCAGGAUCAAUCCGCUGUAGAAGAGACAGCCAACUUCGUCACUCACCAAUCACGCACCCCGCGACCUACUUCGCCGUCCAAAUCUGCACCAGCGGUGAUGAUACCGCCAGAAACCAACCCAUGGCAGUCUACAGGACCUCAUGUGGCACCAUCAAGCGAAUCAUUACCUCAUGAGCCCCCGGAAGCCCAAUCACAUCACGAAUAUGCGAGUAGUUGGCCCCCAGCGUUGGGGGAUCAAGCUAAUACAAUCGAUCAAACACCUACGACGUCCGACUUCUACGACGACUCGCAGCAACCACCUUGGCGUGCAUUCGCCGCUCGGCCCUGGGACCUUCAUGGCAACCAGCAUAAGGGAGCGGCGCGUGAAUCCCCAGUUGAAUCCACCUCACAAGAGGAUGAGAACGAGAGUUGGCUAUAUGGUGCUCCUGCGACUGAGCCCGUCACAGAUUCGCGAAAUGACAGCCAAGAUCCGCAGACAUAUCAUGAUGUGGAGGAACUCCUGACCCCUGAGAACUUCGCCAAGUACAAACGCUACAGGAGGAGAGAGAAAAGGGCGGGGAGAGGGUGA
Messenger RNA from Fusarium mangiferae, 594 nucleotides. RefSeq lists its product as uncharacterized. NCBI's taxonomy places the organism in Eukaryota, Fungi, Ascomycota, Sordariomycetes, Hypocreales, Nectriaceae. The coding region runs from base 1 to 594 and encodes 197 amino acids. The record is from RefSeq and is a predicted model, not a curated record. The transcript is spliced from 3 exons.